Molecule: messenger RNA, 4230 nt
Organism: Daucus carota subsp. sativus
Lineage: Eukaryota; Viridiplantae; Streptophyta; Magnoliopsida; Apiales; Apiaceae
Product: nuclear matrix constituent protein 1-like
Exons: 8
Coding region: 160-3786 (1208 amino acids)
Biological process (GO): nucleus organization
Cellular component (GO): nucleus
Source: RefSeq, a predicted model, not a curated record
UCAUUCACUCGUUUCACUUUUUUGAAUCCACCAAACACUUUACACUUCGCAGAGCACACCUCCCACUUUUCUCUCAACACUCAACUCAAUAUAUCUUCCGUUAAAUUAGGUUUCGUUAUAAAUCAAAUCGAAUUAAACCCAAAACCCUAAAUUUCCAACAUGUUCACUCCACAGAGAAAAAAUUGGGGCAAUUUCACCACCACACCCCGCGGCCCAAACCCUAAGUCUUCCGAUAAGGGCAAAUCCGUGGCCUUUCUUGACGGCCCACCACCGCCAGCACGAUCAAUCCUGACCGAGAGCCACACGGUAGCCGUGUCUCGUUCUGAUAUCGGAGAUGUCGAAGAUUGGAGACGCUUUACGGAGGCUGGGUUAUUAGAUGAGGCUUCUAUGGAGAAGAAAGAUCACCAAGCUUUACUUGAGAAAAUUGCGAAAAUCGAGAGAGAGCUUUAUGAUUAUCAGUAUAAUAUGGGGCUUCUGCUGAUCGAGAAGAAGGAAUGGACUUUGAAUAGUGAGAAUUUGAGAGAGGCAUUGACGGAAACUCAGGAGUUGCUUAAACGGGAACAGACUGCACAUCUUAUUUCGUUGUCUCAGGUUGAGAAGCGAGAGGAGAAUUUGAGGAAGGCGUUGGAAACGGAGAAGAAAUGUGUUGGUGAUCUAGAGAAGGCUUUGAAGGAGGUUCGUGCAGAACAUGCACAAAUGAAGCAAUCAUUUGAGGCCAAAUUGGUGAAUACAGAUUUUCUGAAAUCUGGACUCGAGGAGAAAUCUUUGGAUGUAGAAAAAAAAUUGCAUGUCGCAGAUGCGAAAUUUGCUGAGGUGACCAAGAAGAGCUUGGAGCUGGAUAGAAAAUUGCAAGAAGUUGAGACCCGUGACAGUCUGCUUCAGAAGGAACGUUUAUCAUUUAUUGCAGAGCGGGAGGCUCAUGAAGCCACUUACAAUAAACAUAAAAAAGAUCUGCAUGAGUGGGAGAGAAAAUUACAAGAAGGGGAAGAAAGAUUAUGCGAGGGCCGGAGAAUAUGUAAUCAGAGGGAGGAGAAGGUAAAUGAAAUUGAGAGGGAUUUUAGGUUGAAAGAGACGAAACUCAAAAAAGCACAGGAAAAAAUUGAUUCCAGCAAGUCAGCUUUGGAGAAGGCCGAGGAUGACAUAGAACAUAGACGGGCGAAGUUAACAGCAGAAGAGCAUAAGGCUGAAGCUCUUAGGAGUGAUCUGGAGAUGAAGGAGAAGGAGUUGGAGAUGAAGGAGAAGGAGUUACUGGCUCUUGCAGAAAAGCUCUCUGUUAGAGAAAGAGUGGAGAUUCAGAAGUUUCUUGACGAACAGGCUGUUCUUGAUGCAAGAAGGCAGGAGUUUGAGGCGGAAAUGGAUGGGAAAAGGAAAUCACUUGAUGAGGAGAUGAGAUGCAAGAUGGGUGCCUUAUGUGACAAAGAAGUUGCGAUCAACCGCAGAGAGGAAGACCUGGGUAAGCUUGAGCAAUCUUUGCAGAACAAUUCUGAGAGGCUUAAAGAGAAAGAGGAAGACCUAGAAACAAAGAUAAAAGAGUUGAAAGAGAAAGAGGAAGUACUCAAAUCAGAUGAGAGAAGGCUGGAUAUGGAAAAGAAGAAAAUUUCUGUUGAUGAGAAUAUCUUACAAACUCUUAAACAUGAAUUUGAGAGGACAAAGACUGACGUCAGCCAGAAACUUAAAAUUUCUGAAGAAGAGAGGGCAGAAUAUCUUCGUUUGCAGUCGCAACUGAAACAAGAGAUUGAGAAGUACCAACAUGAGAGGGAUUUGCUUCUGAAGGAGAGAGAGAGUCUGAAGGAGGACCGAAAGCACUUUGAGGAGGAAUGGGAAGCACUUGAUGAAAGAAGUACUGCUCUGAAUAGGGAGUUGCGUGAAUUUGGUGAAGAAAAAGAGAAGUUUGAGAAAAUGCGACUGUUUGAUGAGGAUCGGUUAAAAAAUGAAAGGCUUGCAAUGGAAAAGCAUUUUAAGGUGAAAUUAGAAGCUCUGGAAACAGAGAAAGAAAGUUUUGCUACUGUAAUGAGACACGAGCAGGCCCUUUUAUCUGAAAAAUCUAAAGCUGAACAUAGUCAAAUGCUUCUUGACUUUGAGUUGAGAAAAAAGAAUCUCGAGGAUGAUAUGCAGAGAAGAAAGGAUGAAUUGGAGACGCAUGUCCAUGACAGGGAGAGGGCAUUCAAUGAGGAGAAGGAGAAAGAAUAUAGCAAAAUUAAAUCUUUGAAGGAAGCUGUACAAAAGGAUAUGGAAGAAUUAAGGUCUGAAAGGAGUAGAAUAGAAAAGGUUGAACAAGAGAUUGCCUUGAAUAAGAAGCAGCUGGAAGAGCACCAACUUGAAAUGAACAAGGACAUUGUUGAGCUUGACCUUCUUAACAAGAAGGUCAAGCUUCAGCGAGAACAACUAAUUAAGGAAAGAGAUCGCUUACUUGCAUUUGUUGACAGGCUGAAGAGUUGCAACCAUUGUGGAGAAUUCACCCGGGAAUAUGAACUCUCUGACCUCCAACAACAGCUUGAAACAGAGUACAAGUUAUCUCCUCUAUCGAGGUCGGGACAUGGUCGUGUGUACAAGGUCCAGGAUGGAACUGAUUUAACAUCAUCAAAUUCUGGAGGUCACAUAUCUUGGAUAAAGAGAUGUACCUCAAACAUUUUUAAGUAUUCUCCUAACGAGACUGCUCAAUAUUCGAAAUCUCAAUCUGAUAUGCUGGCGAAUGUAGAUGAAAAGGACGAAGGACCUAGUGCUAGUGACUUAGCAUCGAGGGGGCUACGGAAAGCUGAAGAUGGUCCAGAACCAUCCUUGGGUCUUGCAAAUGAGUCUUCUGAUGUUCAUUUGGUCACUCCGAAAACCGAUAGAGAGGUUGCUGAGGGACAUGAUAUCUGCACUGACGAGUUCAGCAAUAUAAACAGUACGACAGCAGAAGCUCCAGAAGAUUCUCAGCAAUCAGAGCUUAAAAGCGGGCGUCGCAGAUCUAGUAGGAAACCCAAAGUUGGAAUCCACAGAACACAUUCUGUGAAAGCUGUGGUUGAAGAUGCUGCAGUAAUAUUGGGGAGAACUUCAGCGGGAAAACUGGGUGACAAUGUUCCACAUGAGUCUGCCGAUGUUAAUGAGGAAAGUCGUGGGGACUCCAGCUAUGGUGAAAAAGCACUUGGUACCACUCAAAGGAAGCGACAACGUGCUCAAACCUCAAGAGUUACAGUGAGUGAAGUGGCGGGUGAUUAUAGUGAAGAAUGCUCAGAAAGUGUCUCAGAAGAAGUUGGACGCAGGAAAAGACGACAAACUGUAGUUUCAUCUGUUCAAACUCCAGGUGAAAGGCGAUAUAAUCUUAGGCGAAACAAGACUGUGGGAACAGCUGCCUCCGCGCAAGCUUCAGUUGAUACCGAGAACAUGCAAAGCAAAGUUAAUGUUGACAAGGUGGAAGCAGUGCAAAAUCCUAAAGAUGCUCCUACCCGAUCACUAAAAAUUGCUCCUGAGAAAAGCAAUCCAACAACAUUUAUACAGGUUACAGCUAAUAAAAGUGUUCAAUUUCAAGAUCUAUCGGCAGAAAGCGAUGCUAAGCUCAAAACAUUCGAAACUCCUGAAAAGAGCAUUGAGCAGCUAGUGAUAGCUGAAAAUAUAGGGUUCAGUGAGGAGGUAAUUGCCAUGAGACCUGAAGGCUGUGUUGGCGCUGAAAGGGGAAGCACCUUACAUGAAGAUGGAGAUAAUGGACUUGAAGAUCCUGACAAUGCCGAGGAUGUGGAUGAUGAACCAGAGAAUCCUGGUGAAGUGUCAAUACAUAAGAAGAUCUGGACUUUCUUCACUACAUAAUUGAAGAGUUUCUCAAGUUUUAUGGGGUCUCUCUCCUUCUUGUUGGAGAGAGUAACUUGUCAUGCAUAUCAUCUCAUAUUCAUUAUGAAGACCAGGACUAAGGUUAUGGUUCUGGAUUUAAUCAUAUUCUUUCUUUUUGUCCCCAACGGUGGUAGAGAUUCUUGCAGCAAUAGAAGCUACCAAGCUGAAGAUGAUACACAUAUGCCAGGGUGCCAAUGAUCGUAAUACAAUAAAUUUGUGUAUGAUUUCUCUUGCUUUCAUGGUAGGACUAGGUAUUGGUUGGGAAGCAGGAAAUAAUUGAAAUUUACAUUUUUUUAUCGUUUUGGGAAAAUUUUUGUCUGCAAUGUGUUGCCAACAUGAACGUGCUACAAGUACAAGACCUUUAUAUUUGUAUAUGUAUGACUCCUUAAAACUCUGUUGUGAUUGUGGUUAAAAUUUGCUCUA